AUGAAUCUGUUGACAGAUCUACUCCAGAGCACUCGAAGGAGUAACGGCGGAGUAAACGAGCUGGUGACGCAUAUAUUUUCGCGGCGCCCGCAGACUACACAACACCGCGCACGCCUAUCCGCUGCACAACGCGAAAGUGUACCGAACUUCUUACAGCUGCUGAAACAGUUUGAUACCGUCCGCACCCAUCGACUGCUAGAACGUCACUGUCCUGAUAUCCUCAACAACACAAUGCAAAACGCAGUGACUGCAGAUGAGUGUGACCAGCGUAACAAUGGCAUUGCUGCUGGUGCAGGCCAUGGACAGCCUGAGAACGACAGUCUGUGUCCACG
Messenger RNA from Sphaeroforma arctica JP610, 332 nucleotides. RefSeq lists its product as hypothetical. The annotation marks the transcript as partial. The transcript is spliced from 3 exons. The record is from RefSeq and is a predicted model, not a curated record. NCBI's taxonomy places the organism in Eukaryota, Ichthyosporea, Ichthyophonida.